Molecule: messenger RNA, 3799 nt
Organism: Arachis ipaensis
Lineage: Eukaryota; Viridiplantae; Streptophyta; Magnoliopsida; Fabales; Fabaceae
Product: FACT complex subunit SPT16
Biological process (GO): transcription elongation by RNA polymerase II
Cellular component (GO): FACT complex
Molecular function (GO): nucleosome binding
Source: RefSeq, a predicted model, not a curated record
UUCCCUCCAUUUCCCUCUAAAACACAUUGCAUAUCCGCAAAACCCUGUAUAUGUAUGACAUAUGCAUUGAAAUUUUGAAACUCCGAUCGGAAAAUCGUUCCCGUUUUGACCGCUACUGAUUCGGGCUUUCGAAUUCCCAAAUUGAAGAUUGAAAGAGCUGACCUUUCACACACCCCAGAUGCACAAGGAACGAAAAGGUGAACAUUACAUGUCAAAGAGACAUUCCGUGAUUUUUGGACUGUUACUACAAUCCAUUGGUGUUUAAAUUCUGAAAUGCUGUGGAACUUGGUGAUUUUCGUUCACAGAAUAGAAGUCUUCUCAUAAUUAUUCAUUCAAAGAGUGGUAGCAAACUAUGGGGGAACAUCGCAAUGGAAGUGCACAACCUCCCAGUGGAAAGGGCAGUGCAGCAGGAAGUACAUAUGCUAUUGAUUUGAAUACAUUUCAAUCCAGACUGAAGAGUUUAUAUUCACAUUGGGAUGAACACAAAAUAGAUCUGUGGGGCUCUUCUGAUGCAAUUACAAUUGCAUGUCCUCCACCUUCGGAAGAUCUACGAUACCUGAAAUCCACUGCUCUGAACUUAUGGUUGCUUGGAUUUGAGUUCCCAGAGACAAUUAUGGUUUUCAUGAAGAAGCAGAUCCAUAUCUUGUGCAGCCAAAAGAAAGCUUCUAUUCUUGAAUCUGUCAAAAAAGCUGUCAGAGAGGCAGUUGGUGCGGAUCUUGUUUUGCAUGUCAAGCCUAAAAAUGAUGAUGGAACUGCUCUGAUGGAUGCUAUAUUCCGAGCCAUCCGUUCUCAGUCUAGAUCUGAUGGUCAUGAUACUCCUAAUGUUGGAUACAUAUCAAGAGAGGCUCCUGAAGGGAAACUUCUGGAAGCUUGGGUUGAAAAAUUGAAGAAUACAGAAUUUCAUCUGAUUGAUGUGUCCAAUGGGUUUUCUACAUUGUUUGCUGCAAAGAGUAAUGAGGAGCUUAUAUCAAUUAAGAGAGCAGCAUACCUGACCACUAGUGUGAUGAAAAACUUUGUGGUUUCGAAACUUGAAAAUGUAAUUGACGAGGAGAAGAAAGUCAGUCAUUCCACAUUGAUGGAGGAGACUGAAAAAGUCAUACUUGAACCCUCAAAAGUCAAUUGUAAAUUGAAGGCUGAGAAUGUUGAUAUUUGUUACCCCCCAAUUUUUCAGAGUGGUGGGGAGUUUGAUCUAAGACCUAGUGCUGUCAGCAACGAUGAAUUACUUCACUAUAACUCUGCAAGUGUAAUUAUAUGUGCUGUUGGAGCCCGGUAUAAGAGUUACUGCUCAAACAUUGCUAGGACCUUCUUGAUUGAUGCAGAGCCUCUUCAGAGUAAGGCUUAUGAGGUUCUACUCAAAGCCCAUGAAGCUGCCAUUGGUUCUUUGAAGCCUGGGAACAAGCUGAAUGCCGCUUACCAGGCUGCAAUUUCUGUUGUGGAAAAGGAGGCUCCUGACUUGAUUUCCAAUUUGACAAAAUCAGCUGGGACAGGCAUUGGCAUUGAGUUUCGUGAGUCUGGGUUGAAUCUUAAUGCUAAAAAUGAGCAGAUAAUAAAGGAAGGCAUGGUUUUCAACGUGUCCCUUGGAUUUCAGAAUUUGAGCAGUAAGAGCAGUAAGUCUAAGAACAAGAACUUCUCUCUGUUGCUUGCUGACACAGUCAUCAUCAGCAAAGAUAAGACAGAGGUUGUGACUUUGAUGAGCUCAAAGGCUCUAAAGGAUGUGGCUUAUUCAUUCAAUGAGGACGAAGAAGAGGAAAGGCCAAGUAAAAGAGCCCGUGGGAUUGAUGGAGAGCCCGUUGUGUCUAAGACAACUCUUAGAUCAGACAAUCAUGAAGUGUCAAAGGAGGAACUUAGAAGGCAGCAUCAGGCAGAGCUUGCUCGUCAGAAGAAUGAAGAAACUGCAAGACGGCUUGCUGGUGGUGGAAGUGAGACAGGGGAGAACCGUUCCUCAGGUAGGACUUCAGCAGACCUGGUUGCCUACAAGAGCAUAAAUGACCUUCCCCCUCCAAAAGAGAUGAUGAUCCAAAUUGAUCAGAAGAAUGAAGCAGUUCUCUUGCCUAUUAAUGGAAGCAUGGUACCUUUUCACGUUGCUUUCAUUCGAACUGCUUCUAGCCAGCAGGACACUAACCGCAAUUGCUAUAUCCGGAUUAUUUUUAACAUUCCUGGGACUCCUUUCAGUCCUCACGAUGCAAACUCAGCGAAGUUCCCAGGAUCUAUAUAUUUGAAGGAGGCUUCAUUUCGCUCCAAAGAUCCAAGACACAUAGGUGAGAUUGUGCAGUCCAUCAAAACACUCAGAAGACAAGUUGUAUCAAGGGAGUCUGAGAGAGCCGAGAGGGCAACCCUGGUCACUCAGGAGAAACUGCAGCUUGCCAAUAAUAGGUCUAAGCCGAUAAGAAUGUCUGACCUUUGGAUCCGCCCUGUUUUUGGUGGUCGUGGAAGGAAGAUACCGGGUACACUUGAGGCACAUGCAAAUGGAUUCCGUUAUUCUACCACCAGGCAAGAUGAGCGUGUGGAUGUAAUGUUUGCUAACAUAAAGCAUGCUUUUUUUCAGCCAGCAGAGAAUGAAAUGAUUACGCUCUUGCACUUCCAUCUUCACAACCAUAUUAUGGUUGGAAAUAAGAAAACCAAAGAUGUACAGUUUUAUGUUGAGGUAAUGGACAUGGUCCAGAAUGUUGGAGGGAGUAAGAGAUCUGCCUAUGACCCUGACGAACUUGAAGAAGAACAACGUGAGAGAGACAGGAAGAAUAAGAUCAAUGUGGAGUUUCAGACUUUUGUGAAUCGGGUAAAUGAUCUUUGGGGACAACCGCAAUUCAAUGGCCUUGACCUUGAGUUUGAUCAACCUCUUAGAGAACUUGGCUUCCCCGGCGUACCUCACAAAUCGUCUGUAUUUAUCGUUCCCACUUCAGCUUGCCUUGUUGAACUGAUUGAGACCCCUUUCCUUGUUGUCACGCUGAGCGAGAUUGAGAUUGUGAAUCUAGAGAGAGUUGGGCUUGGGCAGAAGAACUUUGAUAUGACUAUAGUUUUUAAGGACUUCAAGCGAGAUGUCCUCAGGAUUGAUUCCAUCCCUUCAACUUCUCUUGAUGGCAUCAAGGAAUGGCUGGACACAACCGACAUCAAGUAUUACGAGAGCAGGCUGAAUCUGAAUUGGCGUCAGAUCCUGAAGACAAUCACUGAUGACCCACAGAGCUUUAUUGAAGGUGGCGGCUGGGAGUUUCUGAAUUUGGAAGCUACGGAUUCAGAAUCCGAGAAUUCUGCAGAGUCGGACAAAGGCUAUGAGCCAUCUGAUAUAGAGCCGGAUUCUGAUACAGAUGAUGAUGAUUCCGAUAGUGAAUCGCUUGUGGAGUCCGAGGAUGACGAGGACGAGGAUGACUCGGAGGAGGACUCUGAAGAAGACAAGGGAAAGACAUGGGAAGAACUUGAGAGGGAAGCAACCAAUGCGGACAGGGAGAAAGGGAACGACUCUGACAGUGAAGAAGAUCGGAAAAGAAGGAAGGCAAAAGCAUUUGGCAAGUCACGAGCUGGUCUCAGUAGUAGCAUGCCGAAGCGGGCCAAAUUAAGAUAGAAUUUGGUUUUUGUUCUUAGCCAGCUUGUGGUUUAGUGCAGUUAGCAGCAUGAGCUUGGAGCUGGCCUGUCUCUCUCCAUCAAAUGUCCUUAAAAUCUCUCAAUUCUUUUCAGCCUUGUGCUUCUUUCUUUUUCUUUAAAAGCCUAGGGUUUAGAAUCUUUUUCUAUAUCGUUUUGUGUUAGCUUGGUGAAUGAAAUAGUGUAUUCAGAUUAAGUAAACGAGCAAUAAGAUUCUUAUUCGGCA